Messenger RNA from Alosa alosa (allis shad), 4367 nucleotides. It is a transcript of the gene hpn, whose product is annotated as hepsin. The transcript has 13 exons. Lineage: Eukaryota; Metazoa; Chordata; Actinopteri; Clupeiformes; Clupeidae. Bases 294 to 1547 code for a protein of 417 amino acids. Gene Ontology annotation, molecular function: serine-type exopeptidase activity; serine-type endopeptidase activity. Gene Ontology annotation, cellular component: membrane. The record is from RefSeq and is a predicted model, not a curated record. Gene Ontology annotation, biological process: proteolysis.
AGAGGGAGUGAGAAUUCCUCCUGUUUGUAAGUUAGGCUACCUGUUAACGGGAAACUGGACUCGUGGAACAUAGCGUACAUGUUGUCCAUAUUCUACCCUGUUUUUCCCCUGCAUUUUUGGAAACACGAUAGUGUUGAAAAGAGUAAACCUACAACUCUUCGUUUCUGAACGAAAAAUAACAUCACUGGACAGAAAGUUGUAAAUAGCGACAGCAAAUUAAGGACAUUUCAAAAACAUCCCAAAGGAGUGUGAAAGGAUAACCAGUGUACCAGUUUUAUUCUCUUGUUUGGGAGAUGGCAGAGAAGAAGAAGGGAAGUCCAGGGAUGACCAUCUUUAGCCCCUGUCGCGUGGCUGUCGCUGUCAGUCUGGCGAUGGUGGUAUUAGGGGGCAUCGGUGUGGCCAUCUGGGCCCUAGUCACAUAUUUGAGCAGGACAGAAGACACAGGAUUGUAUGAUGUCCAGGUGAGCUCCACAGACAAGCGUCUCCGAGUCUUUGACUCCGCCCAGCGCAGGUGGAGGCACAUCUGCUCCUCCAGUGCCGACCAACUACUGGCCUCCAUCAGCUGUGAGGAAAUGGGCUUCGUCAGGGUGGUGAAUUUCUCCAGCAUCCAACAAAGUAAUGACCACGAUUUCUUCUGUGUCAAAGAGAAUGAGCUGACCUAUGGCAAAAAGAUUUCCACUGUCCUAUAUCCCUGUGAAUGUGAAACUGGAGAGGUCCUUGCUUUGACUUGCCAAGAUUGCGGUCGUCGUAGCCUGACGGAGGAGCGGAUCGUCGGGGGCGUGGACGCCAAGCAGGGACGUUGGCCCUGGCAGGUCAGCCUGCAGUAUGACGGCGUGCACCAGUGUGGAGGCUCCAUUAUAUCCGACCGCUGGAUAGUCAGUGCUGCCCACUGCUUCCCUGAGCGCUAUCGCCAUGUGGGGAGGUGGCGAGUAAUAUUGGGCUCCAUCUACAACAACCCGACUCAUAAAAACGUGGUCAUCGCUGAGGUGCAGACUGUGGUCUACCAUAGCAGCUACCUGCCCUUCGUUGACCCCAAUGUAGAGGACAACAGCCGAGACAUCGCUGUGUUGGCCCUCACUGCACCGCUACAGUUCACUGACUAUGUUCAGCCAGUGUGCCUGCCAACCCACGGUCAGCGCUUGGUGGAUGGCCAAAUGGGUACAGUAACGGGCUGGGGCAACACUGGAUACUAUGGAGCUCUUGCCAACAUUCUACAAGAAGCCAACGUUCCCAUCAUCAGUGACAUUGUGUGUAACGCCCCAGAUUACUAUGACAACCAGAUCACCACAAGCAUGUUCUGUGCUGGAUUUGAGAAGGGCGGGAUUGAUGCCUGCCAGGGAGACAGUGGUGGCCCCUUUGUGACAGAGGACUGCCUGUCGAAGACCAGACGCUACCGGCUGGUGGGCGUGGUCAGCUGGGGCACUGGCUGUGCCAUGGCCAAGAAGCCCGGAGUCUACACCCGAGUGUCCCGCUUCCUGCCAUGGAUAUCCACCGCUAUGAGGACCUAUGAAGGUAAUCCUGGGGUACAUAAGAUGGCCCGGGUGUGAACUGCCCUGGUGAGAAGUGCUGGGCAACAGUCUGUCAUAUGAGAAAAAAUAUUUUCCUUGAAGGUUCCGGAAACCCCCCUCUGGGAAGAAGCAUAGCAAUCCUUUUUUAGGAACCUGAUCCUAACUCUGGAUUAAUGUUUGAAUGUAAAAUUGUCACAAAAUAUGGAUUUAUGAUCAAUGUAUACAGUAUGUAGUCUGAUAUACAAGUGAAAACAAAAAUCAGCCCAUGUGUUUAUGGAAAGGAAUGUGAUCGUGCCUUGCCAAUUAAGAGCUUGCUUUGCAUGAUGACAUCAGAUCUUGGUAUUACUUGACAAAACUAAACCACAAGGUGUUCUACCAAAAAUUCAGACUCCUGCUGCAGUCUGAGUUGCCAGUGUGUGGUUCAGUAGAUUGUUAGAUAUAAUAUGUAAAAUACGUCAUUCCGAGCGUGUAGUCAUUCAUCCACAGGCAAAAUAAUUUAAUGUAGCAACACCAGAAUGGUGUAUUAAUGAGCAAGGUGUGUUUGUAUACAUACACUGUAAAAGAACAUGUGAAACAAAACAGGACAAUAUACUGGUAGUUUUCCAUUAGUACAAUUUGUGUACAUUUUGUAGGAACUGUCCGAAAUGGAUACAAAUUGAUAAUACCCAUGCCUAUAACUUUGUUGUAAAACACCAUACUGCCUAUCCCUUGGAAACAAGCAAUUGUAAUUGUGCAUUAGGCAACAAUAUAUAAAAGAGUGGGCGCAGUUUCAUUAGGCAUAUUUAAUGUGCCUGAAAGUGCUUUGUUCAGACCUGAUAAAUUACCAAGUGCAAUGUAAGAACCUGACCAACAAAUACAACAAGCUAUGUGUUCAACUUUGAAUAUGUGGUGGUCAGUAAUAAUUGGCCAAUUGACUGUAACAAAAAAAAAAAAACAGAUAAAUGUUUGGAAGAAUUUUGACCAGAGAGUUAACAAAAACAUUUUUGGAGGAGUAACACAACUUUUUAAAAAUAUAUUUUCCUAUUACCUCGCAGUAUGCGCAGUUAUUCAUCCAAGACAUGGUAUCAGUUCAGAACAUUUGGUAUCCAAAUGCUGCUCUCUUUUUUGCCCUUCUGAGAUUUUAGUUAUCAAGUGGUUUCUAGCUCCAGUUUGGUAUUAUUCUAACUUACAUGGCAUACAUCUAGAAUAAUGUCAUGGUAUACAUCUAGAAUAAUGUGGUGGCAUGCAUCUAUGCAUGCCACCACAUUAUUCUAGAAUUUUUUGUUUCAAAUGAGUAGCCCUCUAUAUAAUUUUUGGGCCUUCAGGUAGCCCUCAUUCCCAAAAAGGUUGAAGACCCCUGAUCUAGAAUAAUGUGGUGGCAUGCAUCUAUGUGGUGGCGUACAUCUACUGUAUGUAUGCCAUCACAUUAUUCUAGAUGUAUGCCAUCACAUUAUUCUAGGUGUAGGCCAUGCAAGUUAUCACACAUCUCCCUCAAGAGAUGGUGUCGUCGCAUGUCAUGCCAGUUGUAUGCAAUGCAUUGGUUCCAUGAAAUAGAGGUAUAAGUCUACAUGGCAAUAUUAUGUCUGAUAAUGUCUACACUUACCUUCUAUAAAGAUACUGGUUGCAGACUGGAGCCAUGAACUUGUAUUAUUUUUUGGUUCAAUAAAAAUAAUAUUUUUUUGCUAUUAAUAUUUGUUUUCUAUUGAAACCGCUAAAAGGCCAAAAGAAGGGAAAUUGGGUUCUAAAUAUGUCUGGCACUGCACUUGAACGAAGUUGAAAUUAUGUGGUUGUGCGGUUUCUGGUCAAGAUGCUUCUGUAACAUUUAUUUGACAGUAUUUCUCAUGAACUAUUAUAAUUAUUGUCAAUAUUUAGAGGUUUUGAUUUUGUAAUCAGUACUUUGUUUUCUGUACAUUGUAUAUAUUUGUAGCUCUGUUGUUUAAUUCAGUCUUUCUGACAUGUUCUUUAUGAUUCUUGGUGACUGUAAGUCUGCUCCCAUUUUAUUGAAAGUAGCCUCGUGUACAAUGUACCAUUGUAUUGGUUAGGAUGUUUUGAUACAGUGUACUUCACAUAUCUGUUACAUGUCACUUGUAACCCUGACAACAAAUACAUCUUGUGACAGUAGGCUGUUAUAUGAGAAGUACACUACUUAUUAUUUAAUUCAUGAUGAGCUACACUGCACCAUGGUGUACUCUAAGUACUUUUUCUUUUUUUUUUUAAAGAGGUAGCAUUUUUCUAGCCUGGCACUGCCCCUUUCACUAAAGUCACUGAGUUGAAAGUGGUUUUGUCUUGUGGUCAGAAAUGGCAGUAUACUUCGAAGAUACAUUUAAAUUGUAUCAGCAUGCUGUUUGGUUCGGUCAAACCAGAAAGUCUGCUUUAUUCAUGUGGGGGCUGCUGGACUGUAGCAUACCUCAGCAGACGCUGAGCUGAGCUGCAGUAAGCCAUACCAGGCUAGUUUUUAUCUACAUGUACCCUUCCAGAAUACAAAAAUAGGAGAAAUAUUUUACAUACAUGAUUAUUUCUGUAAACCACAAUCUUGUUUUUCUCUCUCCCUCUCUAUCUGUACCAGUCUUUUAGCAGAGGUUUAAAGUUCAGGUUCAUGAGGAAGCUGUCCCAUAUCAUGGUGCACUAGAGAUUUCAAAAUGAUAUGCCAUUGUGCUUUCAUGGGAGACAUUUUCUGGUCUAGAUAGAUAUCAGUUGCGGUUUACUUUUCUCACAUUUCUCGUUAUCCAUGAAAAAACAAAAAAAAGUCCAUUUGUGAAUGAAUGUAUAUUUUAAGUUUCCUGAAAGGAAUAAUCUAUUGUGAUCUAUUGUUGUUCAUAUCUUACCUGGACUGUGAUAUUAAACACUGUAAAUUUAAAUAAAGUUUUAAUUAAACAUGUA